AUGCCCGUUGUUGACCCAUCAUCCAACAGGACCGCCGCUGCCGACGAAGAUGGAGCGGAUCACAUCGGCUCUGACACACCACGGUCUGGCGUAGCGACCCCCCAACCCGACCUCCACGACAAACGUCUGCCGGGAAUCAUGAGCUACUUCAGCCAGGUUCGUCAAGAUCCUCCUGCAACCGACACUUCUACUUGUGCUUCCUGCGUUCCUGUUCCUUUGGUGCCUGUCGGCUCCGACGCCGGCUCCACAUCCUCGUCCUUGGAUCACCAGCCAGAUCUGCCAGCCCAGAGGCACUCUCCUACCUCUUCGGAGAAGCAGCAGCCGAGUCUUUGCCAGAAUUCGUUGUGCUGCGCCCGAAGCGUGUCAGAUUGCCAUCUUCCAAUGCCUUUGGAAAAGCUUGGUCUUGCUUCGAGCCACGUCUUACCAUCAAGCAUGGCUUCGCAUCCGUACCCUACUCCUCCUUCCUCACAGCCGUCAUACUCCGAAAGCUCUUCAUGUAAAGGCGCAAACUUCGAAGACGGAGAGGCUGCCAAGACGGCCUCCCAUGGAAGAACGUCAAUACAUGAAAUCCGCCAACGGAUUAGCUCUCCUGCACCUGCAGUCUCAACCCAGCAAGACAGUGUGGGCGCGGGCUCGGAGCUUGUAUCACCCCCUGCCACGUCACAAACACCCCCCUCGUCGUCAUCUUCGUCAUCCUCACCGUCCAAAACCAUCCCCAAACUCCCCCAAACCUCUGCCCCAAGCAAGUGGUUCUCGCUCGAAGGACUCAAAGAGCUAACGCGUGGUGUCAUCUUCAAGAGUGGUCCGCCGACUCCCACAAGAGCCUUAUCUGCUGCCCACUCUUCUCAAUCAGACGGCAGAGACACCCCAAGCCGAACUAGCAAUGAUGGAGCAGAAACGGCCAGCGGAACACAGACCCCACGAACCGCCGGCGUUCAACCUCCCGCUCAAAAAGGCAAGCUGACUAUCAAAAUCGUCGAGGCGCGUGGAUUGCGAAAGUGCCGCGAUCCCUACGUUGUCGCAGUAUUCCAACGAAGUGAACUCAUUUCGGGUGGUCCACGGGCCAUCGAAGAGGAGGAGACUUUAAGUGCUACCCCGUCCGGGCUCGGUGGCAUUCCUAUACAACGCCAGGGCAGCGACUCGGGUCGCCCGCCAAUGGCCAUCCCCAUGAGGAGUCGUCAGAGCAGCAAUACGAGUAUUCACGACUACAACACCUUUCGCAAUCGAACUAUCCGUGCGCCAUCGAGCAAUCCUAAAUGGGACGCCGAAGCAGUCUUCGAUGUUGUGGACACCGACAUGUUGGUCGACAUUUCGGUUUACGAUCACACUGCUACCGGAGAGGAAUUUCUUGGCCAUGUUGAUUUCCAAGCUGGGAAAGACGGCGAGGGUCCCGUGAGAGGAUGGUUCACAUUACGCGGACAUGCGGAUACUAUCGCCGAAAAUGCGCCGACCGGCGAAAUAUACGUUGAAGCCUUUUAUCAGAGUUCUGAGAAGAAACAUUUCGGACCCAGUGAUUUCGAAAUCUUGAAGCUUAUUGGCAAGGGUACUUUUGGACAGGUCUAUCAGGUACGAAAGCGAGAUACACAACGAAUCUAUGCAAUGAAGGUGUUGCAAAAGAAGGUAAUCGUGCAGAAAAAAGAGGUGGCCCACACUGUUGGUGAACGCAAUAUUCUCGUGCGGACAGCUACCUCGGACUCGCCCUUCAUCGUCGGCCUCAAAUUCUCCUUUCAAACUCCCUCUGAACUGUACUUGGUUACCGAUUAUAUGUCUGGAGGAGAGCUGUUCUGGCACUUGCAGAAAGAAGGUCGAUUUGACGAAAGACGGGCCAAGUUCUACAUUGCCGAGUUGAUUUUAGCCAUUCAGCAUUUGCAUAACAACGAUAUUGUAUAUCGUGACCUCAAACCGGAAAAUAUCCUCCUCGACGCCAACGGUCAUAUCGCCUUGUGCGACUUCGGUCUAUCCAAGGCCAAUUUGACCAAGAACGACACUACCAAUACGUUUUGCGGCACGACAGAGUACCUCGCCCCCGAAGUUCUUUUAGACGAAUCUGGUUAUACCAAGAUGGUAGACUUCUGGUCUCUCGGUGUUUUGGUCUUUGAAAUGUGCUGCGGUUGGAGUCCUUUCUAUGCAGAAGAUACCCAACAAAUGUACAAGAACAUUGCUUUCGGCAAGGUCCGAUUCCCCCGCGAUACCCUUUCGCAGGAAGGCCGGAACUUUGUCAAGGGAUUGCUUAAUAGAAAUCCAAAGCACCGACUCGGCGCAACGGAUGAUGCCGAAGAGCUGAAGCGCCACCCGUUCUUUGCUGACAUUGACUGGGAUAUUCUUGCAAAGAAGCUCAUUACGCCCCCCUUUAAGCCGAAGUUGAAGUCGGAGACCGAUGUCUCCUAUUUUGACCCCGAGUUCACCACCGCCCUUGAACAAAACGGCUCUCUCAACGAACGAGCUGCUGCAUUGGCCCGUGGCUACGCCGCUUCAACACCCCUGUCUCCAUCUGUCCAAGCAAAUUUUCAGGGCUUCACCUUUGUCGAUGAGAGUGCUUUGGACGACCACAUGAGGGAUCGAUUCAGAAACGAUGAUGAGGAUAUGGACGAUGCUCAAGCACACCAAGAUGAGGAUGAUUGGGAUAAUUUGGAUGACAUUGACCUGCGUAAAGCAAAUCGCAUGAGCGGCAUUGUGAAGACGUCAACCGCAGACGAACACAUGGUGGGUGGUGCUCACUUUGAUGUGUAA
Messenger RNA from Metarhizium robertsii ARSEF 23, 2730 nucleotides. RefSeq names its product serine/threonine-protein kinase sck1. The transcript has 2 exons. Gene Ontology annotation, molecular function: ATP binding; protein serine/threonine kinase activity. The record is from RefSeq and is a predicted model, not a curated record. Bases 1 to 2730 code for a protein of 909 amino acids. NCBI's taxonomy places the organism in Eukaryota, Fungi, Ascomycota, Sordariomycetes, Hypocreales, Clavicipitaceae. Gene Ontology annotation, biological process: protein phosphorylation.